Molecule: messenger RNA, 1206 nt
Organism: Brenthis ino (lesser marbled fritillary)
Lineage: Eukaryota; Metazoa; Arthropoda; Insecta; Lepidoptera; Nymphalidae
Source: the annotation of a GenBank genome assembly
AUGUUUGAAAAAUUUUACUGGUUAAUCCUUUGUGUUCUAAGUAUACAUAAAGAACAAAAGUGCAUCCUCAAUACUCGAUACGAUUUCACUGAACCCCUGCCAAUUAUUUUAAGAUAUGGUAGACUGUUAGAGCCUGAUGAUGGCGAAGGAAACGUAGAAUUAAAUAAUGGAGACGUGCUUACUCUAAGCUGUGAAGGAUCUGGUGGCAUUUUACAUCCCAGGGCCACACAGCAACUCUCAACUGCUUCUAUCAAAUGUGUUUCUGGAAAGGAUUUUAGAAACGAUGACUGGCUUCUACCCUCUGGAACAUUUUCAUACUUCAACUGUCCAUAUCCACCAAAUUACGUCAGUGUACUAACCAAUAGAACAUGCUUUGAAGGAAAUCGUAUUAUCGAAGUCGGUUACACAGUCGAAAAUACUUUUUACCCAGUUUUUGAAUCUUGUUUUGAUUCUAAUAAUCUUAACGCGAUAUAUUCCAAGUAUACACAAAAACCUUACAAUGCCCUAUAUCAAACAAAAGUAAUACGGCCUUUCUUUGUAGAUGAUGGCAAUUAUGGUACAGUGAACGUAAAUUUUUUGUAUUCUCCAAGAGGGCUCAAGGCUGCUAUUGCUCAGUUAGUCGGAAACCGGAUAGAUUCUUAUGUUACCGGAACCCAAAGCCUUUCAAGAGGACAUUUAGCUGCUAAAACUGACUUUGUAUUCGCUUUUGGUGAACGAGCGACAUUUCACUAUGUUAAUUGCGCACCACAAUGGACAGGUUUUAAUGGAGGUAACUGGAAUACGUUAGAAGUUGAUCUUAGGAACCAUAUCCAUUCUGCAGGCUACGAUACAAUUAUUUACACUGGCACCUACGGAGUAACGCAAUUAGAGAAUCAAGCGAGUCAGAGAGUGGAUUUGUACCUAGAUACUGAUAUAAAUAAUAAUCCCAUAAUACCAGUACCACAAUAUUAUUAUAAAGUCGUCUAUGAACCUAGCACUCAGCGUGGCAUUGCCUUUGUAGGAAUCAACAAUCCAUAUUACACAGCAUCAGAAGCUCGCGAGUUGUUCUUCUGCAAAGACGUUUGUAGGGGAAAUAAUAUGUAUGCCAGAUGGCUGUCAUGGCAUCCAGAUAACCCCAAUGAAGGCUAUAGUUUUUGUUGUAGCGUACCUGAUUUUAGAAAUACUAUCAAGCAUUUACCUCAUUUUGAAAUCAAAGAUUUACUCACA